This is a messenger RNA of Plasmodium gonderi, 14796 nucleotides long. RefSeq lists its product as hypothetical. Lineage: Eukaryota; Apicomplexa; Aconoidasida; Haemosporida; Plasmodiidae. The coding region runs from base 1 to 14796 and encodes 4931 amino acids. The transcript has a single exon. The record is from RefSeq and is a predicted model, not a curated record.
AUGAUAAUUAUGCUUUUUUUCUUUUACACAGGAAUAAGAACCUUGUAUUUCUUUUUUGUUUAUAUGGUUGGAAGUACCAAAAAGAUGAUUAUGAUAUCAUUUUUUGUAAUGCUAAGAAUAAUUGGAAUAUAUAAAAAUCAGAACGUGACGAGUAAUGUUAAUGAAUUUGUAUAUUCAUUGUCUUAUUGUCAAAAGAAAGAUGGUGAGGAAGUAGGGGUUGACAAGAGUGAUUUAUAUGGGGAUAAUUUUUAUGUUACAGAUCGUCGUUUGUCUGAUGAGAAAAAUUCAAACGAUGGCAGUACUCGGCAUAUGCAAGAAUCUAACAAUAACCAUAGUGAAGGUGGCAAGAGAAGAAGUGACAAUUAUCAAGGAAGUAAAGAAAGGCGUGAAAAUGGUGGCACUAAUGGGAAUAGUGGAAAUGUUGGAAAUGAUGGAAGUUUUGGAAGUAGUGGAAAUAAUGGAAAUUUUGCAAGUUUUGGAAGUAGUGGGAAUGAUGGAAAUUUGGGAAAUUUUGGAGGCAGUGGAAAUGAUGGGAAUGAUGAGAAUGACAAUAACAAUGGGAAAGAUUUCCCAGAGGAGGAUAAGAAUAUGGUGGAAGAUCAAAAUGGAAAAACGAGAAAAAAAAGGAAUAAGAGGCUAAAUGAAAAAAGCAGAAAUAUUAAUAAAGCUAACAAUGGAAGGAAAGGACGAAAAAAGGUGGACUCACUAAACGGAAUUCAAGAAGAAAAUAAUAUGAUGUUGAAUAAUUAUGGCAAUGUGAAAAAUAUGAAUUACAUGAACUUUAGGAACAUGAAUAAUGCCUCCUUUUUAUACGAUAAUGAUAAUAACAAUAGUAGUAGUAAUGCGAAUGAUAUCUGUAGUAGUACCAGUAUUCUUGGUAACACCAUCACCAAUGAUAAUAUUGGUAAAUUAAAUUUUAAGCUGGGUGCAUACUCAAAUAAGCUAAUUGAUGAAACGAAUUACCAGAUGAGGGGUCGUGCUGGAUGCAAUGUAGGAACUCAUAUGGGUAGUCAGUUGGGAAGCCUCGUGAUGAAUCGGGUGGACAAUCUGAUAGAAAACAACAUAGGAAGUCAAAUGGAAAAUCAGGUAAAUAGUGGAAAUAUCGGAAAUAACGUAAAUAAUGGAAACAAUGGAAACAAUGGAAAUAAUGGAAACAAUGGAAAUAAUGGAAACAAUGGAAACAAUGGAAACAAUGGAAACAAUGGAAACAAUGGAAACAAUGGAAACAAUGGAAACAAUGGAAACAAUGGAAACAAUGGAAACAAUGGAAAUUAUAGUAUGUACCUUAAUAAUCGUGGAAAUAUGAAAUAUAUGCAAAAUUAUUCGAAUUCGAACAACUCCAUCUCAUCUAAUAUGAACAGUGGAAUGAGAGGAUCCAUGAACGGGUCAUUAAGCAGCAUAGGAAAUGGUUUGCCAAAUGAUUCAAUGAAAAAUGGUUAUAUGAACAGUCCCAUGAAUAAUCAAAUGCACAAUACAAUGUUUCACAUGAACAGUAGUUUUGGAAAUAACAUGUUGAAAAAUAAUAUCAGCCAAAUGAAUCGAAUGGGGCCUACUACAAACCCAGUAAAUGCACAAUUAACAAAUAACAAUCUAUGUAACAAUAUGAAGAAUUACGGAUUGCACUUAAACCAACAAAAAGGGAAUACAAUGAAUAAUCAGAUGGAUAAUAAAGGAAAUUAUCAUAUGAAUGGCCAAAUGGGAGGAAGUAUUGGUGGAGGUAAGACCACCUUCUCAAUUCCCAUGAAUAGUCAUGUAGGAAAUACAGUGAGUAACAUAACUAAUUCUGGAAAUAAUAUAAACAUGCAUAUGGAUACGUCUAGCAUAAAUGGAAAUAUUAAUAAGAAGACUCAUUUUAAUAUGAACCAAACAGCAACGAAAAUGACCACAGGUCCAUUGAGCACCCAAUUGGGAAAUCAUGUAAAUGCAAAUCCAAGAUCAAAUAUUAAUAGUCACCUGCAUAAUCAAAUAGGUGGGAAACACAUGUCGACGAACCAAUUUCCACAUUAUAUGAACAAAUCUUUUUCUCCUGCCUUAAAUAUUAAUAAUAUGAAUAUCUGUUCGAGUAUUCCAAAUGGAAAUGUUAAUAUGAACAUGCGUAUGAUGAAACAUAUGACAAAUUAUAUGAAUACAAAUGUGAAUAGAAAUUCAUUGUCCAAUAAUAUUACUAAUAUGAAUCCAUCUGGUGGUGGUAUGAAUAAAAAUAAGGUUAAAGAUACUGUUAUUAAUAACAGUACAUAUAGAAGUAAUAGCCUUUUAAGAGAUAAUUUAAUGAGCUCUAAUAUGUAUGACCAAAGCAACACAAUUAACAGCAACAUGGCCUCGUGUGAUAGAUUCUGUGGUGAUGUUAUCCCAAGCAAUAAGAUCCAGAGUAACAUGAUGAGAGGUGAUAUGAUGAAAGGUGAUAUAAUGAGAUGUGAUAUGAUGAUAGGUGAUAUAAUGAGAGGUGAUAUGAUGAGAGGUCAUAUGAUGAAAGUGGAUAUGAUGAAAGGUGAUAUGAUGAGAGGUGAUAUGAUGAAAGUGGAUAUGAUGAAAGGUGAUAUGAUGAGAGGUGAUAUGGUGAAAGGUGAUAUGAUGAAAGGUGAUAUGAUGAGAAUUGAUAUGAUGAAUAAUAGUCAGAACCCACGUAUGAGGAUGAUGGGUUCGAACUUUGGUAAUAUAAAUGCAGGAAUAAGCACGCCUAACAAUCUAAAUCAUAUGAACAAUGUAAGAAGCGGAAAUUGUGGAAGCACUAUGAAAUUGGCAUCUGAAAAGUAUCCCAUUAAUAAAAUAGGCUUGAGUAAUAGUAGCAACAGUAACUGCAAUAGUAACAGUAACAGUAACUCCAAUAUUAUGAUGAUACCUAUGAACAGAGAAAUGAGUGACAUUAAUAACAAUACAGAUGUGAUGAACUACAUAAGUAACAAUAAUUAUAUGAAUAAAAAUAUGAAAAUUUUCAAGAUGGAGAAUAAUUACCCCUUUGAACAAAUGUCAUUGAGGAGUGAUCAAAUUCUUAAUGUGAAUACAAAUAAUGUCAACAUGAGAAAUCCAUUUGCAAAUGUUAAUAAUGAAAAAAUUCACCUAAACAGACAGUUGAGUAAUGAAAAAUCGUUUCGUGGAAAUUACGCACUAGAUGAAAGUAAUAAUUUGUGUUCAUAUCAAAGUGUCCCAAAUGAAACAUGUGGAAAUGUGCAUGAGAAUAAUGAUAGAAUGAGUACUUUUGGAGAGAACCUUGACGCUGAAGAAAUUACAAGUGUGUGUUGUACUGCAAAGGAUAUAUGUAGUACGAAUGCAAAUCAGAACAAUCCCCUUAUUAACAGUAAGAAAAACAAUAAAAAUAAUUUGAAGAAUGGAAAAGAUGAUGAAUUAAAUAAUAGUCAAAAUUUGAGAAGUGUAAAAAUUAAUUGGAGUAAAUAUGAUAACAUUUUUAAAAAAAUUAAAUUAGAAAAAGAUUAUGAAAAAUUUAUUAAUCUAGAUGAGAAGAAGAAGAACAUAUCAGAUGCUGACACAGAAGACAAAUCAGAUUGGGAUAAGGAAUCAGAUCCUGGAAUUAAUGAUUUGAUGAAUAUAAAUUUUAGAUCCUUUAUUCAUGACUAUAAUGAUGUUUUAAAUAAACUAAAUUCAAUUAAAGUAAAUGAUAAGAAUGCAUUUAAAAAUAAUUCUUAUACUCAGUUGUAUGAAGAAAUAUUUUUAAAUAUCGAAAAGUUUUUAGAUAUAUCUCAACUGAAACAUGAAAAUAAUUUCACACACACAAAUUUUUAUAAAAAUAGCCUCGGUCGUGUCAAUGCAAAUAGAAGUGGUGGUUGUGGUUUCGAUUGUGAGUAUGAUGAUGCAGAGAUUCCUUCUGCAAAUGCUGUUGGAACUAUAACUGACAUGAUGGAUAGUGCCAUUCCAUGCAAUUCUACUAACAUUGUUAAUAUGAAGAAGCACAUUGAUAAAACAAAAAAAGUGGGGAGUAAUAGAGGUGUUUCCCAAAUGAAUUUCAUCACAAAAAAUGAUCAUGUUCAUGAUGAAUACAACAAUAUGAAAGAAGGAAAAGAAAACUUUUUCCAAAGCAUAUCGAUGAGUGCAGCAAAUAAUUCUAUUUUUGAGAUGUUAUUAAAUAAGAAAAAAGAAUUCGAUAAAAUAUGUAUUCAAAACAAUUUUGAUUCUGUUUUUCCAGAUGAAGAAUUUCUUCACUUAAAGUCAGAUAACUGCAAGAAUCUGUUGCAGAACAAUUUGCAACCAGCUUCUAUGACAAGCAAGAUAUCCGUUUCAGAAAUAGAUUGUAAGAAUAUCACUACAAAUAUGACGAAUGCAACUAUGCAUGAUGGGAUGAAAAAUGUACCAAUUUUUAACACAAGAAAUACGGAAAAUUGUAAUAUGCUGAUGGAGAAAGGAAGAUAUGGAAAUGAGAACACAUUUGGAAACAACAGAAAAGGUUGUAAUGAAAGUAAAAAUGUAAUGUAUCAAAAUUAUUUUAUUGAAAAGAUAUUGUCAAAAAGAUAUAGAACAUAUUCCAUUAACGAAUUUGUUAAUGUCGAAUUGAAUGAAAAUUUGAGAGAACUAAUUGACAUAUAUAAGAAAAAUCUUUGUUGCAAUAUAAGAAGAAUACUGAAGGAAAAAAUAAAUUAUCAGAAGAGGCAUUUCGAAUGGUACUAUAACAACAGAGGAAAAAGAUCAUUAAGGAGAAAAUAUUGGAAUGGAAAAAAAUCUCAAAUGCACAAAGGAAGGAAGAGAAAAAGGAGAAAAGUGACGCAAGAAUGCAAGGAAUUUUCUAGCAAAAAAUAUAAUUUUACGAAUGAAACAAAGAACCAUGUUAAUGAUAUGGCAAACGAGGAAAAUUUAUGUAAUAAAUUAAUGAAUGAAAAUAAUGUAACAAAAUUGAAAAAUAUGUCCGAAGAGAACUCAGAAAAGCCCUUUUUUUUUUUCACAUCUGGUAAUUCUAAAAAGAAAAAACAGCUUGAUGUUGAAAAUUCUUACAGUGCCAGCAGUAGUACUCCCUGCAAGAGCGAAGGAAUUAAUGAUGCUGGAAUUUUAUCUUUAGACAAAUGUGGCCAAGUGUCGAAAUUAGAACAGGAGAAUUAUACUGAGGUUGCACUACUUGAGGGAACUAAAGUAGAAGUGAAAAAAGAACAAGAUGAACAGCAAGUGAGGAAAGAAGAUACAGGAAAGAAUGAUGAGAUAGUUCAAAAUAGCAAUUCCACUACUGGAAUUAACAAGAUUGUGAAUACAUUAUCGUUCGGAUUUUUUAGAAACAAAAUGUCUCCUCCUAUGAAAGAAGAAGAUACGAGAAGUAAAACAGACAGUAAGGUAGGUAGUGGUGCGGUAGACAACAAUGGUGAUAUUAACGUGUACAUAGAAAAGAAAAUGAUGCAUAAAGAAUUUUUGAAAAGGAAUCAAAGCAUGAGAUUUACCUUAAUAAUGGAAACGACAAAUCUAUCAAUUCAUAGAUUGGAAGAUAAAAUGUACGAAGAAAUACGAAAGAGAAAAAUGAAAAAACAAAAAAAAAUUAUGAAUCUAAAAUAUAAAACAAAUGCAAUAAUUGAUUUUGGAGAUAAGAUUGUUUGGGUUUCAUUCGAAUUUAACCAUUUAGAUGUGCUCAAGAAAAUAAGAAAUAAUAUAUUUAAUUUGUACAAUUUGAAUAAAAUUCAAAAUAUGAAUGAAUCAGAAAUAAAAUUAGAAAAGUGUAUUACCAAUGAAAUGAAAAAAUAUAAAAAUGUAAAAAUAAAAUUUUAUAAAUUUCUUAGUUAUUACGAUUUUGUUUUUUUAAAAAAUCGUUUGAAUUUUAUUAAAAUUAAAUAUAAUAAGAGCGAACCCAAAGUUUCAAAACAUGAACUAAGUGCCUCUACUUCUGGUGGAACUUCUCUUACGCAAGCCUUUAACAUUAUGCACUUUCCAAGUACAUCUACAAAGAAAAUUCCAGAGGAAAAUUAUAAUCCAAAUGGUACAAGUACAUUGGGAACAUUAAAUAAUAGAAGUGAUAAUGCCUUUUUAAAUGUACAACCUGUACAUAAUAAUACUGAAUGUUUGACUGAAAAAUGUAAAGAUAAGAAUAAUAAUAUAUCAAACAAUGGUGAUUGUAAUAGUAAGGAAAAUUUAAACAUUGUGAAUAACUAUGACAAUGUUAAUUUUGAACCAAUUGUGAUGAAUGAAUGUGCAACAUGUUUACCAGUUAUUGGAUGUGCUACAAAAAAGGAAGAAAAAAAUGAGUCAACAAACAAAAUUAAUUUAAGGAAUAAAAAUUAUUACUCUAAAUAUGAUUAUUUUUUUAUGAAAAAUAAAAUUGGAAAAAAAGAAGUAACAUGUUCAAAGCUUCGAUUUUCUAAAAGUACAGAAGAUGAAAUGAAUCGUUUAUUAAAUAAUGUGAAGGAGUUAUACAUAGAACCGAAUGAUGAGAUGAUUAAAAAGAAUAAGUUAAGAAAAGACAUUUCAUUAUACCCAUUGAUAGAUAAAAAGAAGUUGAACACAUUUAUAAAUUUGAAUUUAAAUAUAGAUGUGAAAAAUGAAAUUGUUGUACCAAGUAACAGUAAUCGUGUGGUAGAAAAAGAAAUGAAUAUUCUUAAUAAAUAUUUGAAUACAAACAUGAAAUUAGAGAAACUAGAAUUUUCUAAAAUUGGAUCAGGUGUCUUAGGGUCAUCAAAUAUGACACCCAAUUCAGGGACAAGUAUAGUUGUAGGUGUUAUACCUGGAUGUAAUUUUGAAAAUUAUGAUAAUUUAAAAAAUAAUAUUCGUGGUGAAAAAUAUAAUGAAUCGAAUUGUGUACUUAUUGAUAAUUACGUAUGGUCAAAUAAUCCAACCUUGUUUAACAUUUUUGAGAAAUAUUAUCUUUUGUUAAAAAUGCAAAAGUACAUACUGCAGUAUAGAUAUUUUUCAAAAAAUAAUAUUAAAAAAAAGUUAAGUUCAGAAUCGAAUUGCGAUAUUUACUCCAGUUCUAAUUCAUUGAUUUGUUCCUCUACCAGUAAUGUAAGGAGAAGAAGACGAUAUAUCAAAAGAGCUAAUAAUCAAGGUAAAGAGCUAGAAUGCAAAUUAGAUGCAAAACAUGCUAGUGCAAAAGAUGAUGUAUCUACAGAAUUUGCUCAUCUGUCAGUAGAUGCCACUGUUAAUAAUGUUGCAUCUGCUAAAAAAGAUGCAGCUGUUCUUGUUGUCAUGAAAAAGAGGCGCAGAAAAAGUAGAAUCUCGAAGCUUCAUUGUAGAAAAGAUGUAACAAAUUCGACAAGUGCUGCAGAUUUAACUUGUAAAAAAGGUGAAGAAAAAGAUCUCAGUUCAACAUGUGGAAUGAAGGAAGAAGAAGUAGAAGAAGAAGAAAAAGAAAAAGAAAAAGAAGAAGAUGAGACUAAUAUUAAAUCUAGAUUUAUGGAGAAUAAGAAUGAUGAAUUAAAUAGAAUGAAUGAGAUUGUAAAAUCAGAACAAAAUAAUACACAAAUGUGUAUCAAUUUAGUUCAAAGGAACCAACGGAUGAUGAGUUCUUCAGAAAAAUGUGAUCAACAAGACAAUGCAAUUGUUUUAAGGGAAGAAUUUAAAAACAGUAUAGAAAUUUCAAAUGAGAAAAGCGAUGUAACAUUUCCUAUUGUGAAGAACGAAUUAGAAGAAAAUGAAGCAGCAAGAAAAGGAAACAUUCAUCAUACUAAUAAUAUAGAUUAUGAACCAUCACCAAAGAAGAAAAUAAUACACAAUGACAACGUGAUGCUUGAGAUGAAAACAAUUAAAACUGGUAGAAGUGGAAGUAACAGAAGUAUCAGUAGUAAGAAGAAUUUCCCUACUUCUGCAGUUGAUAUUACAAAGAAAGAGGUUACUUUUCUUGAUGAUGAAGUAAAAAUUGCAAAAGAAGCUGAAGAGGCAGACACAGAAUUUGAAUUAGAAGUAGGUGUUGAUGGAGCAGAAGAAAAAAAGAAAAGAGGUCGAAAAAAAGGGAAAAAAAGAGGAAGAAAAAAAGGAGGUAGAAAUAAAAGCAAAUUAAUGGAGGGAGGUGGGGGAGGUGAUCAUCAUCAAGUCAAAGAAGGAGAAAUAAAUAAGAUGGAUUUGAAGAGAACUAAACUGGAAAGUGAGAAAAAAGAAUUGGAUGAUAAGACAUAUGUUGUUGGAUAUUUGAAUAAUAAAGAAGAUAGACUAGAAGAAAUAGAAAAGGAAAUAUUAGAAAAUGAAAGUAUUCCAAUCGAUAAAGAUAUAAUUAUAGAUUUAUUAUGUGAAGAGGAAAAGUUGGUAGAAAGUUACAUUAAAAAUUCUCGAUUUGUAGAUAAAAAUUUAAUAUGUUUAUUAAUUUAUUUAAAUACUGUUCAGAAAAGAUUAAGUAGCAUUUCUAAUAGAUUACUGAAAAAAGUUAUUAAAGAGAAUAAAAUGCCAGUUAGAAUUAGUGAAAAUGUUAAAAAAAGUGAUGAAAUAACAUAUAAAUAUCUCAUGUUUGAAAGGUGGAACCAAUUAAGAUAUUCUCUUUUUUAUAACAUAAAUUGUUCAUAUAACAACAAUAGUUUUAGUGGUACUAUUAUAAAGGUACAUGAAAAAAGUAGUCAAUCCAUUUCUCAAAAAAAUAUGAACAUUCAUACUAUUUUCGAUUUACAUAAAUUUUCUGGAAAAUAUAAAAAACAAAAGUUGCCACCAUUUGAAUACAGCAUAUUUUUAAAAUAUAAAAUUUUUAAAAACAAUAAGACUUGUAUUACUAAUGAAAAUGAGGAUAUUUAUUUUGGAUACAAGAAAAAAACACAAGGAUUGAAAGAACCUGAAGAUGAGGAAUCUCAAUUCAUUAAUAAUGAAGAAAAUUUCUGUGGAUUUUCCAACAACACGGAUCUGAAUAUCACACCUGUUUUGUCAUACUGUUGCGUGUGUUUUAAUGAUGAUUACAAUAGCACACAGAUUAGUGAACAAGGAGAUAUUGUCCAAAAUGUUUCUAGAAAUAAUUCCAUUUCCAAUUCGGUUGUAGAUGUGAAGAAUCAAUGUAUUGAUAAAUCACAGGAGAAGAGUCAAAUAUUUUCAAGUAUAAAAAGAGAAUCUAUCGAAAUGGAGCAUAGGAAAGAUUCACAAAAUGAUGAGAAGAUCACUUCUCAGGUGGCAAUUUCCAUGGAUAACCAGAUGAAUAACAGUAACUUGAAGGGAAGUAAUCAAAAUAAUUUCGUCUCGAGUGGAAGUAAAAAAAAAAUCAAUACUAUCAAUAGCGGAAAGGAACUUGCUGUUAUUGAGAAAAAUAUAAAGAGUAAUCGUAAUCAGAUGAUGAAAUGUGGAAGAUGUUACAUGCAUGUUCAUAAAUUUUGUUACAUUUCUACUAAGAAGACAGAGGAAUGUGCAUCUACCUAUGCGCAAGCUAGCGCUCCUAUAAGUUCGAAUGAGUGGUUAUGUCAAAGAUGUGAAUUUGAAAAGAAAGCAUUAGGGAAUAAUUAUUUGUAUUUGUUUGAUAACAACAUUAAAUGUUAUAUAUGUAUAGAGAGAGGUGGUGCUUUUAUUCAAAUGACUAGCGAGAUAUUUGUACAUACAUUUUGUGCUAUAUUUUGUGUACCAGACAUGUUAGUUAAUGUUAAUGUGAAUUUAGAAAAUUUGGAUGAAUACUUGAAAUUAAAUAACCUUUCUCUAACCCAAGAAGUUUUAUCAAUUUUUGAGAGAAAAAGGAGAAAAAUGAUUACGACCAAAGCUUGCAAGCAGAUGGGAGAGGUACAGACGCAGGAGUGGCAGCAAAAAGAUGUGACUGUGAAAGAUGUAUAUGCAAAGGAGAUAGCGGGGAAGAAGGAUAUAGAAGAAAAAGAAAAAAAAAAAAAAAAAGAAUUCCUGAUCACACAAAAUAGUUACAAGUUGGAUUUCUGUAGCGAAACCCUGAAUAAUUAUAACCGUUCCCCUAGUUUUUCCACGAGUAACACUUCACGCAGCAUAAUAAAUCGAGAGGAAAAUAAAGCAAAAUUCACAAAUUUUAACAACAACAAUGAUCUUAAGGAUGCAAGAAAUUCAGUUUUAAGUAGCUCGAAGGAGCAUGUACAAGAUUUUACAGAUGAUAACAACUACAGCAUUCCUACAGGUGACGUAAAGGAUGGAUAUCGAUCAAAGAACAAAAUUAUUAAAUCCAUUUUUUCCAAAAAUUAUAUUUCCACUUCGAGGAAAGGUUCUAUGAAAAAUAUUGAAAUGAGUACUGGUGAUAGUACCCACUUGAGGGACACCAAAAUUUAUGAUUUUUUUUCAUUUGUGAAGGAUGAUAAGAAGAAAAGAGGAAAUGAAGAUAUUAACCAAGUUGAAAAUUUAAAAAAAAAAAAAAAAAAACUCGCCAAUGAUAGUGAUUACAAUAAGGAUAGCAAUGGGGAUAACAAGGUGGAAGGGACAGUAGAAACACUUUAUGAUAAAGGUGAAAGAAAUAACAUAGUGACGUACAGUGGAAAUAUGACGACUAAACAUGUAUAUAAGGAGAAUAAUCCGUUUUUACCAAAAAAAGGGGAAGGAAAGACUAGCCCAAUUCAUCGAACUUGGAAAAGAAAAACAAAAGGUGGUGAUGGUUUUUCUGAUACUGAUAUGAUUAGAACUGAAUCAAACGAAAUGAUGAAAGGUGAAGAUUUGGAAGGAAGAAACCAUAACAUUAUUAGCGAUAAUAAUUACACAUCGGGUGAAUAUUGUUCAACCUCGUCGUCCUGCUCCUUGACAGAAUGUUCUAUGUACUCAGACUCGACAUUCUCAAAAAUGAAUAAUUUGAAAGUAGAAAAGAAGAGCAAUGGGACGAUGAGGUGUCCAAACAGAGGAGGCAUACAAUACACUUCAGACAGACAAGACACACGGUUAAGGUGUUCAAGUGGGAAGGGAAGUUUUAACAAAAAAGUAUGCUGUAGCCCAUAUAUAAUUAACGGUUAUGUAGAGGAAAAAACUAGGUGUGAUGUAUGUUUGAAAAAAAAAGGAAUAUUUAUAAAAUGUGAAAAUUUAAAAUGUGAAAAGUAUAUUCACCCAUUAUGUGCAUUUAUGUGUGGUUUAUAUAUAAAAUGUAAAAACUCGAACAAGAAAUUUUUGAAAUUUCAAAACAAAAUAGAUUACUGUUUUCCAAGAAUUUUCUUCUUCACCAAGUGUAUACACCAUUCCAUUAAAAAAUGUGGAGUUAUAAGAAUAUAUGAUGAAAUUAUCAAACGAAGAACCAAGUAUCUGAACCGAGAUUUAUAUCCAAAUAUCUAUGAAAACAAUAAGAAGGAAAGGAAGCAGAAAAAUUCUGUAAAGUAUAAAAAUCGUAACAAUUCUAGUAAUAAUAAAAAAGGUGGAAAUGCUAUUAUAGGAGCAGGUCCUGGACUAUCCGUUGGAGAAGGAAAUGCUGAUAUUUAUGAAAUGCUGGCUUUUAAUUUUAACUAUAUAGGUUCAUAUCAGUACAAUAUUUUCUUAUUACCAUCCAUUGAUUAUAUAAAGAAUGAUAUUUGUUUAGUUUGUUUUACAUCCCAUAAGGAGAAAAAAUUACUCUAUUGUAAAUAUUGUAAUAUGUGCGUUCAUAAGAACUGUUAUUUAGUUGAUUCGGAUUACUUGGAAUAUCAUUUUUAUAGACGAAAUAGGAGAUCUUAUACCUCUUUAAUGCACAACAAGCAGCAGAAAGUGAAGAACUUACGCAUCCAAGUCGAGGAAAAAAAGGAUGCACUUCUCACCAUUUUGCGUGAAGAGAAAACUUCUUUUAAUUAUGACAACGAGGCGAUGAAGCACGAAAAGGUGGAGAAUGCUGAAUGUGAGGUGAAGGUGGAGAAUACUGAAUGUGAGGUAAAGAUGGAGAAUACUAAACAAUCGUUAGGACACCAUUGUACUAGGCACAACACUGAAGACUCGAGUAAUGUUCAGGUAGGAGGUUUUACUACUCAAAGUUGCACAAUCAAUGGUAGAAAUGAGGAAGGGAUAUCUGAACUUGUUGAAUCCAUUUCUUUAGAAAAAUUUCCACGGACUCAUACUCCUAUUGUCAUGGAUACUAACGGGACGCAAGGUAUUACAGCAGAGAAUACAUACAAAUGCAGAAGUGCAAUAGACUCUGAUAAGGAAAUAAAAGAAUCAAACAUGUUUAAGGAACUACUGAAGAACGAGAUUAUAAACUGUUUGUAUACAGGGGAAUAUUUUCAGAAUGUGGAAAUUAUACAUAGAUUAAAAGAGUUUAAGAAAAAACAAGGAUAUAACUACCGAAGCGAUAAGAAUUACCUAAUUGAAGGUGAAGAAGAAAAGUGUGUAACUGAUUUGGAUGAUAUAGAAGAGAGAAAAUUAUUUGUUUGUGAUUUGUGUGCUAAUAAUUAUUCUCAUGAAAAUGUGAAUUGCAUAUUAUGUAGUAGAAGAGGAGGUGCUAUAAAAUUAAUAAAAAUUAAUGAUUAUAUGAAAAAUGAUAAGAAUAAAAAUAAAAAAAGUGCAUUUAUGAAACAAGAAAAGGAUUUUGUGUUUGCACAUAUGCAGUGUGCAUUAUAUGCUCCUCAAAUAAUUAUUCAAGACAUUGGAGAGGAAUAUUAUCAAAUUUUUAAUUAUGACAAUUUUUCUGUGAAUGAUUAUGAUGAAAUGAUUCAUAUGAAAGAAAAGCAUUUUUUGUCAGAUACUGAAGUUCGGGUUCUAAACAAUGAAUGCGAAUAUGAUGAAAAACAAUCCUUCCUUGGUGAGUUCUUUUAUAGGAAUUCAACGAGUACCACAAUGAGGAAGUGCAAUAGAAAUAUCCAGAAGGUUACAUCCAAGAAGAGCAGUACUAGUUCAGUUAGUCAUUUGCCGGUGUCUGGUUUGAAGCAUGACAAGAUGGAGAAACGUAGCGUUUCUAUUGCCCCUAUCGCUGCUUCUACCUGCACACAGCUAGGAAAAAAAGAGCUAGUCGAGAAAGCAGAUAAUAAUGAACCAGUUGAAGGAGCUGAAGAAAAGAAAACAGAACAGGGUGAAAAGGAGAAUGCUGAAAAAGUACAAUUAUUACAAAUUGGUGAGAAUUGUAGUGACAUCCAAACGAAGGAGGAAAAAUCAUUGGAAUGUCAAGAAGGAGAUUGUAAAAUACAAAAAAAAUUAAUUUUUGAUGCAACGGAGAAAGAGAAUAAUGAAAAGAAAAAUGUAUUUGAUUUUAUUAAAAAAGAAAGCGAAGAGUGCCAACAUGAGAAUGACAAUAAUAGCAACGUGGAUGAAGUUUUUGACCAAGACACAAAUAAGAAUUCGUUUCUAUCCUUCCAUGGAAAGAAUGGAUUGAUGAACUUUAAUUUAAUAAACCAGAGAGGUGGUACAAUGGAGGGCAUGGAAAUAGAGAGAUGUGGUAUGUUCCAAAAUAGCAACAAAAGCAGUAACAACAAUAAUAGUAGUAGCAACAAAAGCAGUAACAACAAUAAUAGUAGUAGCAAUAAUAACAGUAACAACAAGAGCAAGGAAGGUACCUGUAACCCUAAUUCGAUUUUGAACAAAAUAGACAAGUAUGAAAAGAGAUUCAGAAGAGGAAAAGAAAUUUUAUCGUACAGCAAAUCUGGAAGUAUGAUAGGAGACAACAGCAAGAGAUUAAUUGUAACAUCAUCGACACAUGUUGGAUUUUCAAAUAAGAAAACGACAAAUCUUUAUUAUUACAAUUUUAAUAGAAAAAAGAAUAAUUAUAAAAUUAUUAUAAAAGAUAAAUUAAAAAAAUAUUUAAAUAAGAAUAUCUGUUACAUAUGUAAUUUGACAUAUGGAUAUACUCAAAAAUGUAUAGAAACAAAUUGUAAUCAUUAUUUUCAUAUAUCAUGUGCAAAAAUACAUAAACUCUUUUUCGAAUUUGAUUAUACCUUUUUAAAAAUCUAUCCAAAUGUAAUGAAUGUGGAUAUUUCAAAGUUGCCCAAUUCUGCUCCUCCCAACACGGUCAUAUUUUGUGAAUUCCACUCAAAAAUAAGGAGAAGGGCAAAACCCUCAAUAAAAUUAUUUUCUAAGUUAAGAUCAUUUUUAGAACUCGCUCGUAUAAUUGUAGGACAGAUGAAGAAAAGGGAAGACAUAAAGAAUGCAUGGAUAAAAGAAAAGCACAAAAGAGAUUUAACGUGCGGGGGAGAAGAGGGAGACGACGACGAAGAGGAGGAGGAGCAGCAGGAGCAGCAACACACGCAGGAUGAUGAUGAUGAUGAGAUGCAACAUACACAGGAUGAUGAUGAGGACGAUGGAAAUGGCAGUGACAGUGGAAAUUUGGACCCCUCGGAUUACUCCAACCAUUGCGAAGGUUCUGAUAGCUCCGAUAAUUCAGAUAAAUCUGAUAAGUCAGACAAGUCCGACAAAUCGAACGAAUCAAACAAAUCAGACGAAUCAGACAAAUCAAACAAUUCCGGUCGUUCCAGCCACUGUUCCAACUCCAUCCAUUUUAAUGAUAUGCACGUGUUAAGUGGACGAAACAAAGGUGUCAACAGAAAUGGCAGAUUGCUACACGAACGUAUGGGUGAUGCAGAAAAGACGGAGAUUAAUUCCACGCGAGUAAAGAGUACCUUAUUUGAUAAUGAUUCUAAUGUUGCAGAUAGAAGGAGUAGUGAUCCUAAUGAUACGUUUGACAGAAUGCACGACAGCAUUGCAUGUAGUAGUGACAAUGGAAAUAGUAGCAUAAUCAUUAGCGAUAAUAAAGGUGAUGAUGAUGGCAGAAGUAAUAUUCAAAUGAACAAUAGGCGUACGCAAAUAUUUGAUGCAAAUCCCAUGCUGGACUCGUCACAAAUGGAGAAAAAUGAACUUGUUAGGAAGAAGAACUCACCACUAAUCAAAGACAGUGAUGGAAGAAAGAAUCACGAUUCUUUUGGCCCAAUAAGGAAGUUUACGAGGACGGGCACGCAGGAAGGCGAGGCAGAAGUAGAAGCAGAAGUAGAAGCAGAAGUAGGAGCAGAAGCGGAUGAUGUAUAUGGUAGCGACUGUCAUUACGUCCAGGAGAACGAAACACACUCAGAUAGCCACGAGAAAGAAAUGGAAAAUGUCUAA